Messenger RNA from Drosophila obscura, 996 nucleotides. RefSeq names its product proteoglycan 4-like. Bases 1 to 996 code for a protein of 331 amino acids. The record is from RefSeq and is a predicted model, not a curated record. The transcript has a single exon. Lineage: Eukaryota; Metazoa; Arthropoda; Insecta; Diptera; Drosophilidae.
AUGCCACCCGCUAAACGCAAACUGACCAAUAUGGCUGUAAAGAAACGCGAAAGUAAUAGUGAUGACUCUUCGGAAUACACCACAGAUACCGAAGACAUUUGCUCUGACAGCGAAUAUGAGUCAUCCUCAUCCGAUGAUGACAAGGAAUAUUACUCGUCUACUGGGGAUGAGGAUGAGUAUGAUGAUGAUGAUGACAACCAUCCUGUGAAGGCGACCAAAAAGUCAGCCGUCAAAACAAUGCCAAAGCGUUGCACAGACAAAAAAGCAACAAAAGGCCGCACCGUGAAUACAAAGACUCGUCGGAAUGCGCGGAAACCAGUAAAAAAGCCCGCCAAGCGAGCCCCAGUGAAGCGCAAGCCAAUGUGCACCGAAACCUCCACGGAUUCUGACGACUAUAGUGUCCAAUUGGUCCAACCAACUCCGAAACGGACAGCAAGAGGAAGACCCAAGAAAGAGCCCAAGAAGACCAUGACUCCUGUCCAAAAACGCUUGCCAGCAAAACCCGCUGGUGCCCCGCGUCAAUCCAAGAAGGGACAAAUGACAUCAUCGACAUGGUCGAUACCGUCGAAACCGUCGAUAGUGGCGAAGCCGAACUCACCAACGAAGCCGAAGCCGAAGCUGAAGCCAAAGAAGCAGAUAACAGAGCCAAAAACGGUCACGCUGAAAGAAAAUAAAUCGAUAACGAAACCGAUAACUACAAACCCGAAAGAAACGAUACCGACUGAACUGCCGAAGGAUAAGACCGGAGAACAGAAGGAUGCGAAACCAGUGAAUAAAUUGAGAUUCCGCUUCUACCCAUGGAACCAGUCAAAUCAGAAGGACGCUACGCUUACCAACGAACCCGACCUGACAGUAUCGAUGCCAGAAACAGCUAAGCUUGGAAACCCAGACGAAAACAUGCCGACUAAGCCAGAAGAACAGAAUCCACAGAAACCUGACGAAAAGCAUCCGGAUGUGGCUGAUGAUAUCAAGAUAUGGCAUCGAAAAGACGAGUAA